AUGCGUCAGGCCCAGCGUCCCCCCGAGGGAGCGCUGCGUGCCCCCGUCGUCAACCCCGCGGACAAGUACCAGGACAAGGCGGACAGCCUGCACAAGUACGGCCAGUACAUCAUGGCGUGCCUGCCGAAGCACGUGCAGCAGUUCUCCGUGUGGAAGGACGAGCUGGUGAUCUACGUGCCACCGACGGGCGUGAUCCCCGUGAUGAGCUUCCUCAAGUACCACACGGCGGCCGAAUACACGCAGAUCUCGGACAUUACCGCCGUCGACUUCCCGACCCGUGACCAGCGCUUCGAGGUCGUCUACAACCUGCUCAGCGUGCGCUAUAACUCGCGCAUCCGCGUCAAGACCUACGCCGACGAGGCCCGCCCCGUGCCCAGCGUCACCGGCCUGUUCGAGGGUGCCCUCUGGUACGAGCGCGAGGUCUACGACAUGUUCGGCGUCUUCUUCAGCGGCCACCCCGACCUGCGCCGCAUCAUGACCGACUACGGCUUCGACGGCCACCCGCUCCGCAAGGACUUCCCCCUCACUGGCUACACGGAGCUGCGGUACGACGAGGAGAAGAAGCGCAUUGUCAUUGAGCCGCUCGAGCUGACGCAGGCCUUCCGCAACUUCGAGGGCGGCACUGCUGCCUGGGAGCCGGUCGGCUUGGGUCAGGACCGGAAGCCUGAGUCGUACAUGCGUAAAUUCGUCUGCGGAGAUUCUCCAUCACCGGUCUUGGCGCGCCGCAUUUUAUUUUCUGCCGCACCCUGCUCCCCCAGCUCCCAUCCCAUCACCACCAACAAAAUGCCCAAGCGCAAGCUCUCCGACCUCGACUCGUCCAGCCACUACGGCCAGGGCCUCCAGCUCACCCGGCUGUUCGCCAAAUUCGACCACGGCGUGACCCUGCUCAGCCGCGCGCUCAAGACCGCCCGCGGCUUCGAGCGCCAGAAACUCGGCCGGCGCGAAAAGACCGCCAAAGCGGCCGGCAACAAUGAUACGCUGACGCGGCUGGCGGAGGAGGUGCAGGUGCUUAAGUCGCUCGAUCCCGCCCAAACCGCGCAGCGCUACCUCUUCAAACAGCUCGUCAAGACGAAACGCAUCGCCGAGGCGCCGGUUUUUGUGCAGUUCCGCGAAAAGAAGAAGCUUGCGCCGGAAGGGCCGCGGUCCACCGCCGAGGCGAACGUCACGGCGCGACUGUACAAAUCUACCCCCGUCAAGAACGUGUUUCCUGAUAUUAUGGCUGGGAUCAAGCAGUUGCUUGGUGUGGAUGAUAAACCGGCGGGCGGAAAGAAGCAAGCGGACGUGAGCGAGAAGAAGCGAGACGCUGCUGCAUCCACGAAUAAGCAGCCUGCCGCUGGCACAGGUGCAGCGGAGGUCUCGGGGGAAGACUCGUCGGAGGAGUGGGGAGGGAUCGAGAGCGGAAGCGACGCGGGGAGCGAGGACUUUUCGCAGUUCGACGGUCUAUUGGCGCCGGGUUCAGACGACGAAGAUGGGGACGAGGCAGCGAGCGAGGAUGCGUCCGACGGCGGCGUAGACCUGUCGGCUGCGGCCUCGAAUAUGUCCAUUUCGCGCUCUCCGUCGCCUGCAGCGCCGCCUCCGAAGAAACAAAAGGCCCAGGCCGCCGCUCCUGUCACCAGCACCACGUUCCUCCCGUCGCUGGCCGCGGGAUACUUCUCCGGGUCGGAGUCGGAGGGCGAGGACGCGGAGGCGGAACAGCCGCGGCGCAAGAACCGCAUGGGCCAGCAGGCUCGGCGCGCGCUGUGGGAGAAGAAGUACGGGUCGGGGGCCAACCACGUCAAGAAGCAAAAGGAGCAGGAGAAGCGGGAUCGCAGCAGCGGAUGGGAUCCCCGACGCGGUGCGGUGGACCCGGCUGAUGGCAAGAGAGGCCGAUGGGGUGGUGGACGGGGUGGUGGACGAGCAGCUGGCGGCGGUCGACAAGGUCAGGACCGUCAAGAUCGUGGAGGUCGUCCAGCACCUCCCAAGCCCCAGGAUAACAAGCCACUACAUCCGUCGUGGGAGGCGGCCAAGCGGGCCAAGGAGCAAAAGUCGAUGGCUUCGUUCCAGGGCAAAAAGGUGGUGUUCGAUUAG
This is a messenger RNA of Aspergillus terreus NIH2624, 2067 nucleotides long. Its product is annotated as NADH-ubiquinone oxidoreductase 30.4 kDa subunit, mitochondrial precursor. The coding region runs from base 1 to 2067 and encodes 688 amino acids. NCBI's taxonomy places the organism in Eukaryota, Fungi, Ascomycota, Eurotiomycetes, Eurotiales, Aspergillaceae. The record is from RefSeq and is a predicted model, not a curated record. Gene Ontology annotation, molecular function: NADH dehydrogenase (ubiquinone) activity. The transcript has 4 exons.